AUGCCAAUUUCUGUUCCUCACACCGAAGAGCUUUCAUGGUGCAGCAAUCCAGCAACAAAACAGCUUCAGCAGCAGCAACAAAUUCUGAUGCCACCCAACUCCUCGCACCAGAAGGCAACAAACAAGAAUGAUUUGUGUGUAAGACUAUCGAAAUAUGGCUUGUUUGAUUCAUGUAGAUGGAAAGACUUAACAGACACAUGCAACAGUUCUGGUCUUCCGAUGUCCGUUGUUUCAGAAAUUGUUUUGGCCUUAAUUAUUGUUCAGAAUGUUGAGUGUAGACCACCGUUCGGAAAACAUUGUGGACCCGGUUUAAAGUGUCCAGAAGGAAGUGUUUGCCGGAGACCAGGAUUUGGACGAGCAAGUGAAAAAGCGAGGAUGAAAUGCUAUCCCAUUACUGAUGUCAAUUACUGUAAUCCAAAUCCAUGUCAAAACGGCGGCACGUGCAUUGAUGGAGUCAAUGAUUACACGUGCACGUGUGUUGUUGGUUUCAGAGGAAAUAAUUGCGGAACAAAUAUAAAUGAGUGUGUUCCAAAUCUUUGUCAGAACGGAGGUAUCUGUAGUGAUGGUAUCAAUGAUUACACGUGCAACUGCCCUGAUGGUUACAGAGGGAAAAAUUGUGAAAUAGAUAUUGAUGAUUGUAAUCCAAAUCCAUGUCAGAACGACGGCACGUGCAAUGAUGAGGUCGGCGAUUACAAAUGCGACUGUGCUGAUGGUUUCUCUGGGAAAAAUUGUGAAACUGAUAUUGAUGAUUGUGAUCCAAAUCCAUGUCAGAACGACGGCACGUGCACUGAUAAGGUAAACGAUUACACGUGUAACUGUGCUAAUGGUUUCUCUGGGAAAAAUUGUGAAACUGAUAUUGAUGAUUGUGAUCCAAAUCCAUGCCAGAACGACGGCACGUGCAAUGAUAAGGUCAACGAUUACACGUGUAAUUGUGCUGAUGGUUUUUCAGGGAAAAAUUGUGAAACUAAUAUUGAUGAUUGUGAUCCAAAUCCAUGCAAGAACGACGGCACGUGCAAUGAUGAAGUAAACGAUUACACGUGUAACUGUGCUGAUGGUUUCUCCGGGAAAGAUUGUGGAACUGGUUAG
This is a messenger RNA of Ruditapes philippinarum (Manila clam), 1086 nucleotides long. Its product is annotated as fibropellin-1-like. Gene Ontology annotation, molecular function: Notch binding; calcium ion binding. The record is from RefSeq and is a predicted model, not a curated record. The transcript has 9 exons. Bases 1 to 1086 code for a protein of 361 amino acids. Gene Ontology annotation, biological process: Notch signaling pathway. NCBI's taxonomy places the organism in Eukaryota, Metazoa, Mollusca, Bivalvia, Venerida, Veneridae.